This is a messenger RNA of Gilbertella persicaria, 474 nucleotides long. RefSeq lists its product as uncharacterized. Bases 1 to 474 code for a protein of 157 amino acids. The transcript is spliced from 3 exons. NCBI's taxonomy places the organism in Eukaryota, Fungi, Mucoromycota, Mucoromycetes, Mucorales, Choanephoraceae. The record is from RefSeq and is a predicted model, not a curated record.
AUGACUCUUUCCAAUAACCAAUCACAAGAGAUUAUAAAGUGGAAACAUGUCACUACGCCAGCACCUGAGGAAGUUGAAUCAGAAUUUGGAUUAGAUUCCGAAACCAAGCCUAGAGAAAUUAAAGCAUUCAAACUAAAGACCAAAGUUACUACCAACACCCGAGAUACUCCUGGUGUCCCAGACUCAAUUCCUCUAGAUUCAUCCCUCGAAACACCCUCAGGCCUGAAUUCUCAACUGAAUCAUGCCAAUGAUAAACGCUUUACUCAAUUCGAUCAGCAUAUGAAAUUCUCUACACAAAUUGACCGGCAGGAGGGACACUUUUCCCAAUUGGAACAACUUAUGCGUAACAACCAACAAUUGGAAGCUGCUAUAGCAAGCGCCAAUAUGAAAAUUUGUCAAUUGGAAACUCAAUUGCAGCAAGCCUUAGAAUCACAACAAGAUACUGAGAUACUCACUACCCCCAGCUCUCGAUAA